This is a messenger RNA of Pseudopipra pipra, 3359 nucleotides long. RefSeq names its product oxoglutarate dehydrogenase L (gene OGDHL). Gene Ontology annotation, molecular function: oxoglutarate dehydrogenase (succinyl-transferring) activity; thiamine pyrophosphate binding. The record is from RefSeq and is a predicted model, not a curated record. Gene Ontology annotation, biological process: tricarboxylic acid cycle. The transcript is spliced from 23 exons. Lineage: Eukaryota; Metazoa; Chordata; Aves; Passeriformes; Pipridae. Gene Ontology annotation, cellular component: oxoglutarate dehydrogenase complex; mitochondrion. Bases 178 to 3222 code for a protein of 1014 amino acids.
GCGCCCCACGUGACGCAGGUGCGGCCCCCGCCCCGCCGCUCCCGGCGAUCCCUCCCUGCCCUCCCCUCCCUGCCCUGCUCUCCCCUCCCUGCCCUGCCCUUCCCUGCCCUUCCCUCCGCGGAUGCGCCGGACCCUCCCCGCCCCCGCAGACUUGGAUCGUCUGUCUAAUAAACAAACAUGAGUCAUCUGAAGUUGUUUGCAACUGUGCUGAAGUGUCAUGGCACUAAACUUCUGGAAAAGCAGAACAUAGCCAGAAGGGCAUUUUUACAUGGCCAACGGUGUCUUUCGUCAGGAACCUCAGAACCUUUCCUAAGUGGGGGCAAUUCAAGUUAUGUGGAGGAAAUGUACUAUGCAUGGCUUGAAAACCCUGAAAGUGUGCAUAAGUCCUGGGAUUUGUUCUUCCGAAAUGCUAAUGUUGGCCAAGCACAUGAUCCCCAUCUGCCAGCACAGCUGGAAAGAAAAGCAUCAUUUCUUCAGAGCCACGGCCUGGCCCAGACACCGGGAAAAGCUGAAAAGCUUGUUGAAGAUCACCUUGCUGUGCAGUCUUUGAUCAGAGCAUACCAAAUCCGUGGUCACCAUGUGGCUCAGCUAGAUCCCCUUGGAAUUCUGGAUGCAGACCUGGAUUCCUUUGUUCCCUCUGACCUAAUUACUACAAUCGAUAAGCUCGGGUUUUAUGGUUUGCAUGAAUCAGAUUUGGACAAAGUCUUUCAGCUGCCAACAACUACCUUCAUAGGAGGAAAUGAGAACAGUCUUUCUUUACGAGAGAUCAUCAAACGCCUGGAGAAUACCUACUGCCAGCACAUUGGCUUGGAGUUCAUGUUCAUCAAUGAUGUGGAGCAGUGCCAGUGGAUCCGGCAGAAGUUUGAGACGCCGGGAAUUAUGAAGUUUACUAAUGAGGAAAAAAGGACUUUGUUGGCCAGGCUGGUGCGCUCAAUGAGAUUUGAAGACUUCCUUGCUCGCAAGUGGUCUUCUGAAAAGAGAUUUGGUUUGGAAGGAUGUGAAGUAAUGAUUCCUGCUCUUAAGACCAUCAUUGACAAAUCCAGUGAAAUGGGAAUCGAAUAUGUUAUAAUGGGGAUGCCUCAUAGAGGUCGGCUGAAUGUAUUGGCUAAUGUAAUCCGAAAAGAGCUGGAGCAGAUCUUCUGUCAGUUUGAUCCCAAACUUGAAGCAGCUGAUGAGGGAUCUGGAGAUGUAAAAUAUCAUCUGGGAAUGUACCAUGAGAGGAUCAACCGAACAACAAACAAGAAAAUCACUCUAUCCCUGAUGGCUAACCCUUCUCACUUGGAAGCAGUUGAUCCUGUUGUGCAGGGGAAAACAAAAGCUGAGCAGUUUUAUCGAGGGGAUACAGCAGGGAAAAAGGUUAUGUCCAUACUAUUACAUGGGGAUGCUGCCUUUGCAGGACAAGGAGUGGUUUAUGAGACGUUUCAUCUUAGUGACCUCCCAUCCUACACCACAAAUGGCACCAUUCACGUUGUGGUCAACAACCAGAUUGGCUUCACCACAGACCCCCGUAUGGCCCGUUCAUCUCCAUAUCCUACUGAUGUUGCUCGUGUGGUCAAUGCUCCCAUUUUUCAUGUGAAUGCUGAUGACCCUGAAGCAGUGAUGUAUGUGUGCAAUGUGGCUGCAGAAUGGCGAAACACAUUCAAUAAAGAUGUGGUGGUUGACUUGGUUUGUUACCGUAGGAGAGGGCACAAUGAAAUGGAUGAACCCAUGUUCACCCAGCCUCUAAUGUACAAACAGAUCCACAAGCAGGUGCCAGUGCUGAAGAAAUAUGCUGACAAACUGAUUGCAGAUGGGACUGUGACACUGCAGGAGUUUGAGGAAGAAAUUGCGAAGUAUGAUAGAAUAUGUGAAGAAGCAUAUACUAGAUCCAAGGAUAAUAAGAUCCUACAUAUCAAGCACUGGCUUGAUUCACCUUGGCCUGGAUUCUUUAAUGUGGAUGGAGAACCCAAGAGCAUGUCUUGUCCUCCCACUGGCAUUUCGGAAGACCUGCUGACUCACAUUGGCAAUGUAGCUAGUUCAGUGCCAGUCAAAGACUUCAAAAUACACUCAGGACUCUCUCGGAUUCUGAAAGCCCGCUUGGAAAUGACCAAGAACAGGGUUGUUGACUGGGCCUUAGCAGAGUACAUGGCUUUUGGCUCUGUUCUGAAGGAAGGGAUCCAUGUCCGACUAAGUGGGCAGGAUGUGGAGAGAGGUACUUUCAGCCAUCGCCAUCACGUGCUUCACGACCAAGAAGUUGACAAGAGAACGUGUGUCCCCAUGAAUCACCUGUGGGAGCAGCAGGCCCCCUACACCGUGUGCAACAGCUCCCUGUCCGAAUACGGGGUCUUAGGUUUUGAACUUGGCUUUGCUAUGGCGAGUCCCAACGCCCUGGUGUGCUGGGAGGCCCAGUUUGGUGACUUCCACAACACGGCACAGUGUAUAAUAGACCAGUUCAUCAGCUCUGGCCAGGCCAAGUGGGUCCGGCACAACGGGAUCGUCCUGCUCCUGCCGCACGGAAUGGAAGGAAUGGGUCCAGAGCAUUCAUCAGCCAGGCCUGAGAGGUUUCUGCAGAUGAGCAAUGAUGACUCUGAUGCCUAUCCAGAGUUCAGUGAGCAGUUUGAAGUUUCCCAGCUGUAUGAAUGCAACUGGAUUGUGGUGAAUUGUUCAACUCCAGCCAACUACUUUCAUGUCCUCCGAAGACAGAUCUUGCUGCCAUUCAGAAAGCCGCUGAUUGUUUUGACACCCAAGUCACUGCUGAGGCAUCCAGAAGCUAAAUCCAGUUUUGAUGAAAUGGUGACUGGUACCACUUUCCAGCGCGUGAUUCCUGAGAAUGGUCCGGCAGCUCAGGCGCCACAUGAGGUCAAGCGAGUGAUUUUCUGCACAGGAAAGGUGUACUAUGAUCUUGUGAAAGAGAGAAAGAAUCAAGACCUGGAGAAACAAGUAGCUAUAACCAGACUUGAACAGAUCUCACCAUUCCCCUUUGACUUGCUGAAAGAAGAACUUGAGAAGUAUCCAAGUGCUGAUCUAGUUUGGUGUCAGGAGGAGCACAAAAACAGUGGAUAUUAUGAUUAUGUCAAACCUCGUUUCCGCACUAUUGUGAACCACACUCGACCUAUCUGGUAUGUUGGCCGAGAGCCUGCUGCUGCAGCUGCCACAGGCAACAAGAACAUGCAUCUGGUGUCACUCAGGAGAUUCUUGGAUACAGCUUUCAAUCUGGAGGCCUUUGAGGGAAAAACAUUCUAACUUCAGGGCACUGACCCAUCUCUGGCUAGUAGUCUCUCAAAACACUGCAUCCAAAAGAAAACAGAAGUGGGGAAAAUACUGGAAAUUAUGUAACUUUGCUUUACCAAAUAAAAGGAUCCAGCAGCUGAUUUCAUUAA